This is a messenger RNA of Aspergillus campestris IBT 28561, 1791 nucleotides long. RefSeq lists its product as uncharacterized. The record is from RefSeq and is a predicted model, not a curated record. NCBI's taxonomy places the organism in Eukaryota, Fungi, Ascomycota, Eurotiomycetes, Eurotiales, Aspergillaceae. The transcript has 2 exons. Bases 1 to 1791 code for a protein of 596 amino acids.
AUGAUCCCUCAUCGGAGUACAACCCUCCUGACGGCCAUCGUCUUCAUCGGUCUGUUACUCGUCAUCUUCUCCUCCACCCCAUCCACCCCCGAUCCGUCCACGGGCGAGGUACCAGUCUCCGGCCCGGCCAAGUAUGUCCCCCGACCGAAGCUACCGGCGCUGAGCGACCUGCACCUCCCGUCGUUCUAUCCCACCGCGCAUAAGCCGCCCGCGACCCAGCCGGACAGCGCGAGCGGAGGUUCGAAAUGGCUGAGCGACCUGUCAUGGCUGAAUCCCUUCUCCUCGUCCACCACCCUCGAGGAGGACCGAUCCGUGCUCCCGCCGCUGCGACACCGACCCUACGUCUACACCUACUACAAUGCCGAUCAGAAGAAUGGUGGACCCCAGGAUAAUGCCGAUGCCGGCCUGCUGCUCGCCUGGCGCCGCGCGUGGUUCGCCCAGGGGUUCCGCCCCGUCAUCCUCGGCCGCGGCGAGGCCGUCCACAACCCGAUCUACGAGAUGGUCCAGAAUAUCAAGUUCGGGACCGCGGACAUUGAACACGAGGUGCUCCGCUGGCUGGCCUGGGGGCACAUGGGCGAUGGGAUCCUGGUCCACUGGCGCUGCUUCCCCAUGGCGCGGUACGACGAUCCACUGCUGUCCUACCUGCGCCGCGGAACGGACCCGGCGGUCAUCACGCGUCUCGACAAGAUUCAGAAUGGCCUAUUCGCCGGCACGAAGGAGCGGAUCAACGAGGUGAUCAAGGAGGCCGUCAGCAAGGGUAUCAGCGACCAGGCGACCAACAUCUUCGACCUGGUCGCGCCCGAGACGUUCAAGGUGGAGCAGACCAGCGCCGUGGCGUGGUACAACUCGGCCGCCAUCGUGUCGCACUACCCGGCCCUGGCGGAGAAGAUGGACCGGUCGCGGGGCUCGGGCACGGCGGCCCUGGUCGAGCUGGUCCACUCGCACCUGCACAACACCUUCCAGAACGCAUUUCCCGCCGGCAUCGCCGUCCUGAAGCCGUUCCCCGAGCACACGACAGCCCUGGUCGAGCCGGCGCUCCGGUUGGCCCGGGCGCUGGGCCGCUGCCCGCCGUCCCCGAUGCCCAACUCCUGCCCGCCGAACCUCCCCCGCUGCCGACCCUGCGACCCGGAGAAGCCGAUGCACAUCAGCCAGCCCCAGAGCUACCGCAACACGACGCACGUAUUCAGCAUCGGCACGCUACCGCACCCGUACACACUCGUCAGCCUGCGACAGAACUCGGCGGAGGUGACGACGCGGCACAUCCGUCGCGAGACGGAGCGGGACGAGUGGCUGCAAGCCGUGACGCAGGAGCAGCUAGGCCUCGAGAUCGGCGGGUCCGCCCGGGCCAGCGUGUUGAAGAAGGUGGUGGCAGACGACGACCUGACGGACGCGUCGCUGUGGAUGACGGUCGAGUCCAUCCCGCCCGACGCGGGCCAGGCCCUGCCCACGGAGCUGCUGAACGAGUUCGAGUGGCAGCUGGGCUUCCCGAUCCCGCGGGAGGAGAAGGACAAGGUGGAUGCCAAGAACGAAGGUGCCUCCAAGGAGUCCCUGCAGAACGCCAACCCCAGCCGAGAGGGGGUGGGACGCGAGUACGAGGUGCUCCAGGCGGCCCGGGCGGUGCUGAACAGCAGGGAGGGACCUCAGGUGGUCAUCAGAGACGUGGUGGAAGCGUGGAAUCUGGCCGAUACGGAGGUGUGGCGAUUUGUCCGAGCAUUCCGCGCCCGAAGUGUCUUUGAGCGACAGCGAUGGGAGGAAGAGGAGAAGAAUUUCCUGGGACCUCUACACCACUGA